Molecule: messenger RNA, 4632 nt
Organism: Oxyura jamaicensis (ruddy duck)
Lineage: Eukaryota; Metazoa; Chordata; Aves; Anseriformes; Anatidae
Gene: MFAP3
Product: microfibril associated protein 3
Exons: 3
Coding region: 265-1290 (341 amino acids)
Source: RefSeq, a predicted model, not a curated record
GGGGGAAACGCGGCCGAGUGGCGGCGGCGGCGGCGGCGGGGCCGGAGGUGGCGGCGUCGGUGUGCGGGUGCCGGUACCGGAGUUGGAUAUCCACUUUCCUCUCCUAAUAUUGAUGGUCUUGAAAGUGCAUUUGGAUCCAAGACAUUUUCUAUCACCGAACAAAUCAAGAGCCUCCUCUCCUAUCUCAGAGCAGUACAGACAGCUUAAUAUCUUAUGAGCUCACGUCUCCAAAUUAAAUGAAAAAAGACUUUUCUCUAGUUUUCCAUGAAGCUCAGCUGCUGCCUGUUAAUUUUGACUGUUGGUGUUGAUCUUUCGAUUGGAUUUCCACUGGAAAAUGUAGCUUCUAAUGGAACAUCUGCCUUUGGGUCUUUCAAUACAUCAUUUCAUCCAGUGCCUCAAGCUUUACUAAGUUCCCCAGCGCACCAUGAUAUCAUAGCCAAAGAGGGGACCAGUAUUUUAAUUGAAUGUAAACUGAACAUCAGCCAAUAUGAAUAUAUCCUUUGGUAUAACUCCAGAGGGCACCUGCUUGAACAGAAAGAUGAAGGUGGACGGUGGAAGAUUGCUGAUAAUUCCCUUAACAUCACAAAGGUCAGCUUUGCUGAUCGGGGGCGAUACACGUGUGCAGCUGUUAAUCGUAAUGACACCUCGUACUACACGGUCACCCUGAGAGUUAUCUUCACCUCGGGAGACAUGAGUAUCUACUACAUGAUUGUGUGCCUCGUUGCCUUUGCUAUCACCCUCAUUUUAAACAUCACCCGUCUGUGCAUGAUGAGCAGCCACCUCCGCAAAACAGAGAAGGCUAUUAAUGAGUUCUUCAGGACGGAAGGGGCUGAGAAGCUUCAGAAGGCUUUUGAGAUAGCCAAGCGUAUCCCUAUCAUUACAUCUGCCAAAACGCUAGAGUUGGCCAAAGUUACUCAGUUUAAGACCAUGGAGUUUGCUCGGUACAUUGAAGAGCUUGCCAGAAGCAUUCCCCUUCCACCACUGAUCCUUAACUGCAGGGCGUUCAUGGAAGAGAUCUUUGAGGCUGUGCGAGUUGAUGAUCCUGAUGAAGUCGGCGAGGACGAAAAGCAAACCCAAGCGUGUGGUACCCAAGCUGCGAUAUACCCCAUCAACCCAGAGAUCAAGCGCAGCGAUUCGCCAGCCGGGGAUUCAGACGAUGGAUCCAUGAAUGAGCAAGGUCAAGAGAUAGCUGUUCAGGUGUCCAUCCACCCCCAGUCAGAAGUCCAGAGCAUCGACACUGUUUCUCAUGACAGCUGCCAGUUUGCUCCUUCUGAGGAAGGCACCUGCUGAGAGCAGUGACACACUCGUGAAAGAAGCGUGACUCUAGGACACUGAGAAAGGGAUCUGCAAACAAGCUGCCUCAUCCCAUGUGCACAAGAGUUGUUUCCAAAUUGCAAGGUGCCAGAACUACUACUGCAAUCUGUAUUUUCCAUCAGUGUUCCUCUGUGUUGAUCUAACAGUUUCAAGUCUGUUAGAGAAGGCCAUUUGAAAUAUCUGUGGCUUUUAUUUUUGAAGCAAGCUUACUAAACUUAAAAUAUUUACCAGACGGGAAUUCUUUGUCCUUGUCUCCUUGGUAGUUUCCGACACUUCUAAUCUGUAUCAGAAGUGGUCAAGCUGAGCAAAACAACUUGCAAUAAGAUCUUUUCCUUUGUGAACUCUUACUUCCUUCACAAAGUGAAACCAGAAUCCCUUUUAGCCAAUGUUACUAUCCUGCUGAGUCGUGUGCUCUUUUUGAAUUGCCUUUUGGUGCGUAGCCCAUCAGAACCAUGGUGAGCUUGAACAAAUCUGUUUUGUGUAGUGUGCUUCUAUGUUGCUAUCACAAUGUACUGUACUUAGAAAAAGAAUGGUACCAGGAUCAGCUGGUGCAUGAAACGCAUUGGUAUAGUUUCAGAGCAGCUUAGAGAACAACCAGGGGAUCUCAGUUUUUUCAUGCGUCUGCAGAAAACUUGUGUGUACUCCAGUGUGUGGAACGCAAGUUGUUAGAAAGCUUGUCACUUAACCUUGGUGCUGACUGCCAAAGCGCCUUACCCUGGUUCUGUCUCGCAGAGCAGUAAGCAGUACUGCUGGCACCAUCUGUCUGCUGCCUCUGCUUUCACUCACUAUAGGAAAUCCAAAGUUUUGCAUUGUAUUUGACAUUGUUGUGAGAAAAGAAUGACAGUAAUCAUCUAGUGACAUAACUUAAACACGAAUUUGUCUACAGAUCAGGUAUCUCAGGCAGUUCUUUCUGAGCAGCAUUACAAUAAAAGAGGGGAAAAGCAAUGACACUCACUUUGCUCUGGCUCAUACUUUCAGAAAGCAGCAGAAGAGAGAGGGCUCAGCAGAGGGGCUGACCGAGCUGCUUGCCCAGCGUUGCUUACAGGACUGUAGUAACUCGGUAGCGUGCCCUCUCCCGUCUGCUGAAGGAGUGGCAGAAGGGUGAGGUGUGAGUGCUCACAUCCCUACCGCACCGAGGAUCUCCCGCAUGGCUUCCUCUGCUGUAGAGAUCCAGCCUUGUGGAAGUUGAGUGCAGACACAAAUCAAGUUUCUCCUUUCACUCAUUUGGUGCUGAUUUUUUUCUCCUUAGCAUUUAUAAGUUGUAUCAUUUAAAUAGCAUUUUAUAUCCUGUUGAGAUUUAGUAGAUGUAAGGCUUGCAAGCACUCCAUAAAUUAAUUUCGUACAACUACUGGAACCAUAUUGCCAUAUAAUUUUAACAACUUGGCAACAGGAGCACCAUUUAAUUUCCCACAACUCUUUUUUCUUUUCCUUGUUAUUACAGAAAUGUCAGUUGAACAAGUGAUUCUGGGAGGCUGUUCAGGAUUCUUAACAGGAAUUGACACUACAUGACUAGAGAUGGAAAACAAGCAGGCACAGUGGUAAUAACAGGAUGGGGCCUCCUGUUGUAAUGCAUCCUCAUAAAAUAGGGUCUAAACAGAUUAUAUUUAUCAUAUCGUAUCAGAGGACGGGAAACUGAAGCAUCUAUUACUAUUUUAAAAUACCUCCUGGGGAAAGUUCUGCAGCCAGCCACCAGUAAAUGCAGCCUAGUUGGCUUUGGCGUGUUGGGUAAGAGCUGUGUUUUUCGGGAAGAAUUAAAAUUGCUAGCCUUGGUUAUAGCAGUGCUCUGACCAACCUGGUGCCAUUUCCAAGUCUGUAGCAAACAUUAUCUGCUUCAGGGGAAUAAAGCCUGUAGACACUUAAUGAUAGAUACUGCCCUCAGCAGUAACUUCUUAGCUUCCAUAGCUUGAUGGCACUUUAUGUCCAGGUGAGAAGUUUGUGUAGUUUUAUGUAACCUUUCUGGUUUCUUCAGAAGUUUUUGGUGAUCAGUGUUAAAAUUAUACUCUUGUGGAUAAAGGCGUAGUUCUCUUAGAAGCCCUGCUGAGAUGCCGCUGGCUUCACUUCUGUACUACAGCCAGCUCUGCAGGUUUAUUGCACGUGCAUGAGUGUAGAUUUGGGAGUUUGCACCAUUUUUGGAUAUCCUAUUUGAAAGAGAUGGUGGCUGCAAGAGAGGAUAAUCUAUUCUAAUCUCCUUUGUGCCACAUGCCUUUGGGAUUGUAUCCAAACCUGCCUUUUUUCCCUGAAACAGCUCUCCUUGCUUCUGUGAAGCUGUUGCAUUACAUGUGGCAGUAGCAUCUUUGACAUUUUCCCGCAUACUAUAUAUGCAAUGUAGAGGUGCAGCUACAAAACCGAAGCUCCAUUUAAUUGCUUCCUAAGAAGCAGUUAUGCAACUGUGAUUGACAGAUGUCUCAUCAGACGUGGCAGCUUACAGGCAGCAGAAUGACACUAGAGGUGUGUCAGAUGGGUGUCAGGAGAGCAGUUUCUAGAUUAAUUCAAUCUGUUCUUUGAUUUUUAUACUUUAUUUACAUAGCUCCAAGUUCUUACUAAGCACAGAUCCUCAUUGUCUUCGUGUGUCCUUGUUCCUGCUGGAGAGGAAGGAAUGAUCUUACAUACAGGUCCUCAGAAAUGCAGUUGCCAUGUCAAUUGCCGGAAUGCUAAAACUAAGAAUUGUCCUAAAUUAUUACAGUAUUUUGUUCACUGAAUUAAUUUCAUUCCUGGGAGUGAGGCUGUUUUGCAAGAAUUUCAGUAAAUCAGUGGUACUUACUAAAUGUAGGAACUGAUUCUACUCCCACCGAACUCAAUUAGAGCAGAUUGGAAGCCUAGUGUGUUUUACAACCAAUAUCGCAGGAUCUUUAUGCAUCUGAAAGCGAGGAUGGUGGUGAUAUUAUACCGUAAAAGUAAUUUCCAGAGAAUGAAACCCCACGGUGGUUUCCAAACAACUUGUGAACUAUUCUUGUUAUAUUAACUAGAUGUGUGCACUUAAAUUUGGUUGAUGUGACUAAUUGAAAAUUAACAUUGAAAGAUGCUGUAAACAUCAGUGUUUCUCUCUAACCUUUUGUAGCACGAGGAGAUUCUGCAGUGGUUUCCUUGGUUUAAACUAAAUUCUUUGACAAUCACAAGGCUAUUUUCUCUCUUCUUUGUAACUUCUUUUUAUUUUAAACAACGUAAAAUCUACUUGCUACCCAAGAGUACCCAAAAAUAACUUUGUAGUGGUUAUUUGUAUUACAUGGGUUGUAAUGUAACUGUUUAAUGUAGCCACAUAGGAUUUCAUACUUUCAUAAAAUGAAUUGGUAGAUUUGCAAAAUAAAUUAAAAACAAAAA